Messenger RNA from Saccostrea echinata, 1231 nucleotides. RefSeq lists its product as uncharacterized. NCBI's taxonomy places the organism in Eukaryota, Metazoa, Mollusca, Bivalvia, Ostreida, Ostreidae. The coding region runs from base 1 to 1131 and encodes 376 amino acids. The transcript has 2 exons. The record is from RefSeq and is a predicted model, not a curated record.
AUGAAUAAUGAAGAAAAUGAAGUCCAUUUGUACUUUGGCGGAUUAUCCACAGUAGAACAGGGGGAGGUUCAGCUGUUACAAGCCUUUCGUCAUGCAGUGAGACGAGUCCUUAUCUUGAUGAAACUAAGUCGUCCUGUGACUUCAGAUAUAGAUGCCCGUCCCCCGUACGCCACCCCAGCCGGAAGUCCAAAAAGGUCUAAUACUAAAAGACUUCCGUCAGAACAAGAAAUACGCGAGGCAGAACUGUCACAUGAAUAUAACUACCCAGACUUAUCACUGCUGAGAAAGGAGGUCAAUCAGCCACCACCUCCGGAUAUCACCACACUUCCAAGAAGCCAUGCAAAAAGAAAACAGAAUGGGGAACGAUGUGGUGGUAGUCAGCUCGGAAGGUCGUUGAGCGAUCUCUGUACCAAUAGCAGGAAGCAAGCAAAACCACGCAAAAAUGUGUCGUUGAAAGCCAAGUUAUUUGAGAACCCCGAUGAAGAUAGCGAUUCGGAAGAAUAUUUGUACCCUACGCCAUCACCAAAACAACCGCAGAAGCAUUUCUUUCCACCAAAUUCAAAACCUCCAUUAGCAAAUAAGCCAUCCUUUCUGAAAAAAUCACCAGCUCAAGCCACUGCCAUGAACAACAUUAAUCAUGUAGACAAAGCCCGCAACUUUCUUUCCACGAACUUGCAGCGAAAACUGGAGAUUGCAAAUAAGCCAUCUCCACGGCCCUGGAAACCACAAGAACACCAGCCCACAAACAUGAACAAUCCCCCGGACUAUGUAGACAUGGGCAAUUUCAGAGAUAUUUCUUUGAACUCAGAAAUAGGAAAACCUGUUGGAACUGUGAAGUUAAGACCGGUGGGGAAAGUGGCGCCAAGUUUCGAAGAAAUCAAAACAGAAGUCCAACAAAUUUCAUCUAAAACAACGUUCAGUGAUCUUGGUGUAACAGAAUUAGUUGCUUGUCUUCGAAAAUGUGGACUCUGGGAAAUGGCAGACGUUUGUCAGGCAGAGAAACUGGACGGUGCAUUCAUUAAUGAAUUGUCUGUGAAAGAGUUACAGGAAUUCAAACUGACACCAUUACAAAUGGUUAAACUAAAUAAGGUGAAAUCUGGUUGGAGACCAGUCACAACUCAACUUUUGUAGAGGAGCUUUGUCUUGAUGUGGAUUGUCCUCUAACGUGAAGAGCUGGUUUCCAGACAUUCUUCUAUCCCGGUGAAAAUUUAUUGAUAUAAGUGAUUUAUAG